UAAGACCUAAGUAUAAAUGAGCUUGAACAUGUUCAAAAUUCUUCAGAGGAUUCUCUUGGAAUGUAACAGGUGGAUUUUAAAAACAGUCUGAAUUGGUUCUGCACCACCAUGUUCAAAUUAACCCUAAUAGCAGGACUCCUGCUUUCUCUUCAUCUUGCCUAUGCUACAAAGCUGGUGUGCUACUUUAGUAAUUGGUCCCAGUACAGGCCUGGCAAUGGCCGUUUCACUUCUGAGAAUGUUGAUCCCUUCCUCUGCACACAUGUCAUCUAUACACUGGCAACCAUCAACCAAGACAAUCAGCUUACUACUACAGAAUGGAAUGAUGAGGACAUGUACAAGAAACUGAACAGCCUGAAAAAGGUAAACCCUUAUUUGAAAACAAUGGUGUCAGUUGGAGGCUUGUACAAUGUCAUCAACCCCUAUAUUAAUAUGGUAGCCACUCCAGAAAAUCGUAAGAGCUUCAUCCGUUCUGCUCUGCUGUUCCUCCGGAAACAUGAUUUUGACGGCCUAGAUCUGGCCUGGGAGUUUCCUGGACAGAAUGGAAGUACUCCUGAGGACAAGCAAAGGUUUGCUGCACUGAUAAAGGAGCUGAAGCAAGCCAUUAAACAGGAAGCCAUAGACACCAGGAACACACAGCUACUGCUUUCAAUCAAAGCAGGAGCCCUUAUUCCUACCAUUAAUGCAGCCUAUGAAGUCCCUGAAAUAACAAGUGAAGUAGACUUUCUUAAUAUCAUGACUUAUGACUAUCAUGGUUCAUGGGAGAAGGUAACUGGUCACAACAGUCCUCUUUUCAAGAGUUCUCUAGAUCAAGGAACCCAUGCCCAACACAAUAUCAAUGCUACAGUGUCUUACUGGAUGAGCAAAGGGGCUCCAGCUGAAAAGCUGCUUCUUGGUUUCCCCACAUAUGGGCGCACUUUCCACCUUACAACCUCCUCAACAGGACUUGGUGCACCAACCAAUGGCCCAGCUGAUGCUGGGCCUUACACGCGUGAUCCUGGCUACUGGUCUUAUUAUGAGGUCUGUAAUUUUGUACCCUCUGCAAAAUUCGAAUGGAUCGAUGAGCAAAGUGUUCCAUAUGCUACUCAGGGAACAGCUUGGGUGGGCUAUGACAACCAAGAAAGCUUUGCUGCCAAGGUUCAGUGGCUCACAUCCAUGAACCUAGGAGGGGCAUCAGUAUGGACCCUUGACCUGGAUGAUUUUGGAGGAUAUUUUUGCUCAGAGGGAGACUACCCUCUUGUUAACCACCUACGCAAAUCACUGGGUUUCCCUCCCAAGCCAACCACCACCCAUCCCCCAACCACUACCCCAGACCCUAUUGCCUCCUUUUGCUCUGGAAAACCUGAUGGUUUAUACCCAAACCCUGCUGAUGCUACCACCUAUUUCCAGUGCUUUCGUGGAAACACCUACUUGCACCGAUGCCAACCAGGCCUGGUUUAUGUUGAUGCCUGCAAAUGCUGCAACUGGCCAUAAGAAUCUAGAAGAUAUAUGUCAAAAUAUUCAAUAAAGUCAAAACUGUUUUUCUCCACACAAUAGUUUGCCUGACUUUCAGUUUAUGCUGUGCAUUCAAUAAAAUUAUUAACAUUGUAUCACUUAUUGCUGUUAAAAUGAGAACUUUCUUUGGGCAGUCAAAAAUAAAAACUUUACAUUUA
Messenger RNA from Tachysurus fulvidraco (yellow catfish), 1649 nucleotides. It is a transcript of the gene chia.1, whose product is annotated as chitinase, acidic.1. NCBI's taxonomy places the organism in Eukaryota, Metazoa, Chordata, Actinopteri, Siluriformes, Bagridae. The record is from RefSeq and is a predicted model, not a curated record. Gene Ontology annotation, molecular function: chitinase activity; chitin binding. Bases 109 to 1470 code for a protein of 453 amino acids. Gene Ontology annotation, biological process: chitin catabolic process; carbohydrate metabolic process. The transcript has 12 exons. Gene Ontology annotation, cellular component: extracellular region.